AUGGCAUUUCGUUACAACACCCCCGACCCCGAACUCAGCAUCAAGCUAGAGAAUCCUAGACAUCUUUCUCCUGGCCACCUUCCGCGGUACAUCCCGGGUGAGACAAUUAUCGGUGUUGUUCGUCGCACUACACCUGGCGCCGUUCCAGAGGCACGAGUAGUCGUCACUCUUCACGGGAGGUGUACCUCCAAGAUCAAGAUCAAGAGGGGCAAUUCCGAGAGUCGCUAUGAGAGUUCGUUCAACUGCCUGAGUACCCCAAUGGAGCCUGAGAUCCUGUUCUCCAAUGCACCAUUGCAUAUUCCGGAGGGCGAAGGAAUGUCAUGGCCCUUUGCAGUCACGAUCCCUCCAGUCGUUGAGGACGUUCGGCGUGCCGAUCAGAGAAAGCAUUAUACUCUCCCAGGUGGUCCUACGUUCCCUCCUCCUGGUUCUUUUGCCGUAUACUCGGAAAGUAUCUGGACAACCGGCGAGAAAGUCAGGGCCUCUGUCGAGUACUACGUGCAGGCGAGGAUAGAGCUUUCUCAUGUACAUCGGGGAAUCACGAAGAAGGCCAUACAUACCGCCAAGGCCCCAUUUCGGCUAAGAGACGUCAAAAUUGGACCACCUAUCACGAAUUUCAACCUGAAACGGCAUCAGAUGACGCAAAUGAUUGCUGCGUACAAGCUUGUCCCAGGUAUCGGGGAGCUUACCUUCGGUCAGAAAACACGCCAAGCCUUCAUGACAACAAGUGUGCCCAGGCUCACAUUCAAAUUCAAUGUGAUUCUUCCACAUACCCUGCAGCUUGAGAACGAGAGCCCCAUUCCAAUCUAUCUCUCCGCUGAGCCCGUUUCCGGAUCCACAACCGAUAUCAUUCACGAUGUGCCACAGACAAUAAUCAUCAAAUCGUUCGUGCUACGGCUCAAGCAGCAGACUAUGGUUCAAGCGGAGAAGCAUAAUUCAGUCAUUAGUGAGGCAGUAAACCUCAUCCCGAACACCGCCGUCAGCGCGCUGGGACGGGAAGUCAGCCUUACCGUCAUCCCGCGGACUAGCGGGCAACCCGAAGAAUCUCCGCAGAUAAAUCUCGGCGAGAUGCUGGAUUUCCGGAUGCGCAAGCAUGGCUUGCACCCGACAUUCAAGACAUAUAACGUCGGUCGCACUUAUAAUCUGGCCUGGGAGGUGGAGGGGCGGGUCGCGGGGGAGAAGUUUAAGCUUGGUUACACGCAUCAGGCUAAAGUGUUGCCGGGCCCCUCCGAUGUGCCAGAGUUUGAGAGCCCAGCGCCGCGGCCUGAGGCUUUACCAGAGUACCUGGAGCUGAGCGAGGCGCCGCCUGCUUAUUCUGCAUAA
Molecule: messenger RNA, 1320 nt
Organism: Aspergillus calidoustus
Lineage: Eukaryota; Fungi; Ascomycota; Eurotiomycetes; Eurotiales; Aspergillaceae
Source: the annotation of a GenBank genome assembly